Pochonia chlamydosporia 170 is the source of this 2049-nucleotide messenger RNA. Its product is annotated as phosphorus acquisition-controlling protein. The record is from RefSeq and is a predicted model, not a curated record. Bases 1 to 2049 code for a protein of 682 amino acids. NCBI's taxonomy places the organism in Eukaryota, Fungi, Ascomycota, Sordariomycetes, Hypocreales, Clavicipitaceae. Gene Ontology annotation, molecular function: protein dimerization activity. The transcript has 2 exons.
AUGGCUUCAGCAACCUGGGAUGGUCAGGACCAGCAUAUGGCUUCCACAACCGAAGAUGAAUUCAACCAGUUCCUUGACAUGAGCGGCAUGGGAAAUAUGGGCGACGGCAUGCAGUUUGACUUCCACGGAUUUCAGGAUGGUUCCUCUCAGUCGAUGAUGAAUCAACACCAUCACCAACAUCAGCACCGGCAACAAACCGACGCCAUCAUGGGCGAUGCUGAUUCCUCUUCUCAUAUCAUCCCCCGCAGUGACGGCCUGCUGCAAAAUCAUACACCCGCCAUGGUGACGACUGCCGCUAUGCAAACUCAAUUGCUUGCGACUUCUGCCCCAAGCGACACCAUUUCAAGCAUUGACGCUCAGAUCCAGUAUCUCCAGCAGCAAAAGUUUCACCAGCAACAGCGUCAACUUCAAGAGCAGCGGGCGACUUUUUUUGCCAGUCAAAGCCACUCGGUUCCUCCUACUCCGCAAAGCAUGGAGAUGCCGCCUGGUAGUGGGCAGUUUUACUCCCAGGCAGAGCAAAUGCCUCAGCGAACUGCCUAUGACCGUGGGUAUCAUCAAAGAAUUGCGGAACAACAAGAUAUGGCCUUUACUCCGCUUGUUUCUCCGGCUGUGACGCCUUUGGAUCCUCACUUCAACAUGGAAAAUGCCUUCACAGUUCCCGGAGCUUAUUUCAGUCCCUUAACUUCGCCUGCUUUGCACGCCCAAAACGACUCAUCAUCUGUUUACGACCAUAGCACGCAAUCUAAUAACUCGCCUGUCGAAAUGGAUUUGGAAGCACCUGCUAUUGCUCCAACUGCAGGGUCAAGUACAAAUUUGUCCAAGAAGGCUAGAAAGAAUAAUGCAGUCAAGGCACGAGGUAAAGGUGUGAAGAAUUCUCCUAUUGUGAAGCCGCAACGACGGAAAACGGGACCCAGCCCAGCCAUUGUGUCACAAGUGCUGAACGAGGUGGAUGAGAGAGGUAUGCAGUCAGCCGACCAGGGGCUACUCCCUCUGCCAGCCACAUCAACUGAGGGUUCGGAAGAAAAUGCUUCUGUAUCACCCGAAAACCUGACUGAAAUGCCUCCCCCUCCUGUUCCUGCUCGGCGAUCGACUAGCAAAUCUCCCUACAUUCAAGCUCAGAACGGCAACUCACAGCAGCCCACGCCUCGCUCCCUCGCCGAGGAACAAAAGGAGAAGCAACAACAACAACAACAGCCGCAUCCGGCCACACCAGCUUCGUUAAUGAAACUGCCUGCUUCCAAAGCUAAGAAGCCGCUCGCGAUCAACCAGGAACUGGCAGGACAGGAACAGCACACUGUUACGGAAAACAUUGAAUCGCUUGAGCUACCGGAGUCAAUAUCAAACCGACCCCUUGCGCCAAUCAAUACAUCCCUCAUGUCACCAUCUCCUCGCCUCGAACCGAACUCUUCAAGGAGUGCUUCGCAGCAGCCUCUCCAGUCUCCAAUUAUCCGAACCCCAGGCACAGUAUCAGCGAGUCAAAGUCCUCAGUUACGACCUGGGUCGUCCGGGCCCAGUGCGCGCAAGACACCUCAGCUGGCUUCUAGAAAUAGCAGAAAACGAUCGACCGGUUCGGUUCACGCCUCACCUGCUUUGUUGCCUCGGAUAUCCCCCAACAUUAAACCCCUUCUGCCUGGAACACCUGGUCUAUCCAUGGAGGACACGGCUUCACGUUUGCUCAUGACCAAAUCUAACUACCAGAACAUUUUGGAAGGGAAUACUGUACCCGGUGUCUCAUACCCCACCGAGUUGUCGACAAAUCUCACAUCAAAACGGACAUCCCACAAGAUUGCGGAGCAGGGGCGGAGAAAUCGCAUCAAUUCCGCCCUCCAAAUCAUGGCAAGUCUUUUGCCGGAUCAACAAAAGUUGGAAGAUGAGGAGGCCGAGAAGAAAGACAGCAAGUCGCAGGCCAACAUGCCGAAUAGCAAAGCCAGUGUGGUGGAGAAUGCCAUUGUGCACAUGAAGCAUCUUCAACAGGAGAAUGGUGAUCUGAAACUAGAACUACAGGAGCUGAAAAGUCAGCUGGAAAAGCUAAGAGCACCUGCGACUUGA